Molecule: messenger RNA, 955 nt
Organism: Asparagus officinalis (garden asparagus)
Lineage: Eukaryota; Viridiplantae; Streptophyta; Magnoliopsida; Asparagales; Asparagaceae
Exons: 5
Coding region: 1-843 (280 amino acids)
Molecular function (GO): oxidoreductase activity
Source: RefSeq, a predicted model, not a curated record
AUGGAGAAGGUGUAUUUGAGUAGGAAUCCGACUGCAAAAUCAAUUAUUGAAGCUGUGAGCAUGGCGGAGGGAAGUCCUGAGUGCUAUGCUCACUUCACUUUCCGAACACUUGCGUUAAGAGAUCAAGGAUUCAUUUUGAAAAGACUGGAUUUGCACAAGCUUCAAUGUCAGUAUAGCUCAUAUUCCUGUGUAUAUAAAACAACACAAAACCAAAAUGCUAAAACCAAUAUUAGUCUUAAAUUAUUUGUAAAAUCAUCAUCAAAACAAGAAGGCCAACAGUUUGUUCCUCCGAAGACUGAGUAUAGUAGUGCCUGUAGCUCUCCUUUGCCUAGUUUUGUUGUAGCAGAGCUUCUUGUGGAUGAGUUGAGUUCUCAAAGCCAGGAAAUAAUUAGAAAAUACGUUAAGAUGUCUGCAAAUGGAAACAAAUAUGCGGUCCUCGCAAGUACUUUGGGAUGUUUAACAUGGGAGAAGCCAACAUAUGCUGAUUAUCAACAGUUGUCAAGGGAAAGUGAGUAUGCUGCAUGGACUCUUGUUAAUUAUACAGUGAAUCAUGUCACUAUAUCUGUUCAUCGGCUGAAGUCACACAUUGGGAGCAUGGAAAGUCUUACUCGAUUUAUUCAUGAUCAAGGGUAUAUAUUAAACUCUGAAGGAGGGACCUUGAAAAAUGAAAGAUCAAGGAGUUCCAUAGACGAGAUGGUUUUGAGUUGGGCAGUGCCGAUGGAAUCAUGGAGAGCACUUCGAUGGGUCAAGUUUCAAGGAGGACUGCAUAACUCAACCUGCCAACAUCUGCGUUGUAGCUCAUAUAUCCUAACAAGUAUAUGUAUAGGUCUUCCUGAAUACUAGAGUGAAAAAUGGCAGCAUAUACUGUGGGUCGCAUGGAUUAUGUAAUUAAAUAAACCGAAAAAAGUGUAUUCCAUCAUAAAACCUGUAUUAUCCUAUCCUGUUUGACGCUCAA